AUGACUGGAGAGCACGAGGCGACAACAGUAGACGUGACGCUAAACUGUAACCGAGGCACGGUUCCCCUUCCCCUCGCCCCCUGCCCAGGAAACAUGAAAGCGGCGGGAGACCCAAGCAGGCACCCGGGCCUCGACGCUUACCCGGCCCAGCCGGGCCCCAUCAGUGCCGCCCUGGAAGACAUGGAUCUCUGGACCCGCUUCCACCAGGUGGGCACCGAGAUGAUCAUCACCAAGUCUGGCAGGCGGAUGUUUCCCCAGUGCAAGAUCAAACUCUCCGGCCUCAUCCCUUAUGCCAAGUACGUGAUGCUGGUGGACUUCGUGCCAAUGGACGGCUUCCGGUACAAAUGGAACAAGGACCAGUGGGAGGUAGCCGGGAAAGCCGAGCCGCAGCUCCCGUGCCGGACUUACGUUCACCCGGAUUCCCCGGCCUUUGGCAGCCACUGGAUGAAGGAGCCCGUCUCCUUCCAGAAGCUGAAGCUCACGAACAACACGCUGGACCAGCACGGGCACAUAAUCCUGCACUCCAUGCACCGCUACAAACCCCGCUUCCACGUGGUGCAGGCAGAUGACCUCUUCAGCGUCCGCUGGGGCAUCUUCCAGAUCUUCAGCUUCCCCGAAACGGCCUUCACCUCUGUCACUGCCUACCAAAAUGAGCAGAUCACAAAACUCAAGAUCGACAACAAUCCCUUUGCCAAAGGGUUCCGGGAGCACGGGAGGAACACUCGCAGUCACAGGGAUGCCAGGCCCCAAGGGCAGAAGCUCAGCUCGGCCAGCUCCCAGAAGCGCAAACAGUCAGAAGACCCAGAACUGAACAGUGGAAGAGCCGCCGAGAGCGCAACUUUCACGAAGGAAGAGGGGGCGCGGGGGAGGAGGGAGGCCGAUCCUGGGACUCCUGGCAAUGGUGGCUUCUCCUAUUGGAGCCUGGAGCCCCGCACGAGCGACGGAGGGUACCAGAACGCCGGCCCCCCACUGCCCGCCCCCCAGCCCCCACCGCAGCUGCUGCCCGGGUGGGACCCCACCUCUGGGAUGGAGUACCCGGCCCGGCCCCCCUUCUCAGAAGCCUCACACCCCCAGCUGGAGCCCAAGCAGCUGCCCGACGGCUUCGCCCACUUGGCCGCCUUGCCCUACCCCCAGGACUUUUCUGGGGGCGGGCCCGGGGCGGCAGAGCCCCCCGGGAAGGCGGGGCGCCGGGGCCCCCGAUACGGUGCCUACGAGCCGGCGCUGGGGCAGUGGAUGCCCACCCCUCACGGGCAGUACCGCGCCGUUGGCUACACCCCCUUUCCCACGGACUUUAACCCGCCGAGCGCCCCGGCAGCCCCGGCGGGCGUGACAGACUGGGGCCAGUGCCCGCUGUUCCCCUAUGCCUGCUGGUGA
Tachyglossus aculeatus (Australian echidna) is the source of this 1374-nucleotide messenger RNA. RefSeq names its product T-box-containing protein TBX6L-like. The transcript is spliced from 8 exons. Gene Ontology annotation, biological process: regulation of transcription by RNA polymerase II; positive regulation of DNA-templated transcription; cell fate specification. The record is from RefSeq and is a predicted model, not a curated record. Gene Ontology annotation, cellular component: nucleus. The coding region runs from base 1 to 1374 and encodes 457 amino acids. Gene Ontology annotation, molecular function: RNA polymerase II cis-regulatory region sequence-specific DNA binding; DNA-binding transcription factor activity, RNA polymerase II-specific. NCBI's taxonomy places the organism in Eukaryota, Metazoa, Chordata, Mammalia, Monotremata, Tachyglossidae.